AUGAAGACAGACUUGGAUUAUGAAGAUUAUAUCUUAGACAAAGAUGAAACAGAAUCACAGAAGACUGGAGAAAAACAUAUUAAUGGGGCAACUUUAGUAUGGCUAGAGGACUUAGAGGGAUUGUUGGACUCCAAGAAAGUAGUUGCGGUAGGAGAAUGUGGGUUAGAUAUAACUGACAGACCAUCGUCAAAAGAUUUUGAAAAACAAACAGAUAUCCUGAGAAAGCAGGCAAGAAUUGCAAAACAGAAAAGAUUACCUGUGGUCAUACAUUGUCGAGGAAACUAUGACACAUCCAACGAAUGCAUCAGAUGUCUCACACCCAACUUACCUUCAACAGACCAUCAUAUCCACAGACACUGCUUCAAUGGAUCGUAUGCGGAAUAUAUCAAAUGGAAAAUUGCAUUUCCAGAGAUAAAAUUCGGAAUAUCCCCUUUCCUACUCAAUGAGAUAAAAUAUCCCCAAUUUAGGGAAUUAGUAUGCAAGAUGGAACUAAGGGACCUGCUAUUGGAAAAAGACGCACCAUACCUACCAGGAGCUGAUGGAAGUACUGGUUCUCCAUUGUGGGUGAAAUAUUUGGCUGAAAAGAUAGCCAAUCUCCACAAUGUCUCCACAGAGGAGGUGGCCAGGAUAACAACAGAUAAUGCCAAGAAGUUAUACAAAAUAAAAGAACUGUAG
Molecule: messenger RNA, 675 nt
Organism: Mytilus trossulus (common blue mussel)
Lineage: Eukaryota; Metazoa; Mollusca; Bivalvia; Mytilida; Mytilidae
Exons: 2
Coding region: 1-675 (224 amino acids)
Molecular function (GO): hydrolase activity, acting on ester bonds
Source: RefSeq, a predicted model, not a curated record